GUGCAGCUCUGGGACUGGCCCAUAAGUAACCCGUCUGCUGCAUGAUGUUACUGCCAAGCCAGCGGUCAUGUCCGCCCCAGUCAAUGACCAGGUACUCAUUUAUACUCUUGAGUCGAGACAAGCAAUUGUGUGUAAGUUUCUUGCUUAAUUAAGGAAAUUAUGCCAUAGCUCGCCAUCACUGACUUGAACCUGCAACCCUGCUGCAAGGUCUCGGAUGUUUUCAUUCUCUGAAUGCACUCUAACCAAUUGAGCUACAGCACCACACAUCCGACACACACACACACACACACACACACACACACACACACACACACACACACACACACACACACACACACACGUGUUCUAGCCAGGAUUUUGAAAUAUUUGUAAUAUGAUGUCAUCAAAUAUAAUUACGUCAAACAAUGACAUCAUUAAAUGUUUAAUGUUGACAUAUUUGGUGAUACCAUCAUAAUUUUACUUUAUCUUUUCUUUAGUAAUACGUAGAAUCUGAUGCAUGUAUAUUAGUUAUUGCAUGAUUGUUAGGCUAUUCAAUACAAUUGCCACUUAGAACUUGUCGAAUAAACCUCAUUGGACAUAGCCUUGUUAAACAUAACACAGACAGACAGAUAAUACACUAGAUUAUUACAAUGACAAGGUGACUUAACUUAAUUAAGAGUAAGUUGUGCAUAUACAUUGCCUUCAAACUUAAGAAAUGAAUAGUAUUUAAUGAAUAGUAUAGGGAUACUAAGGCAUAGCUAUGCCUUCUGACCAUUUAUCCUUUUUGACCAUAACUAAGACGCUACGUUUCUAGUAGUCUAGCGUAAUCAUGUGUAAAAUCCUUACAAAAGCUCUGAGAAUUUGUAUAACUGCAAGUGUGCUUUGUGAGAGAGGAUGAGCGUGCUUUGUGAGAGAGGAUCACUAUGUUUUUAUAACCAUAACGGUUUAGUGAAUUGAUACAUUCAGCUGUCAAGAGUUCUGCAAAGGUGUAUGUGGCAAUUGAAUGCAUGGGAUUAAAGAUAAACAGUAAUUUAGUAGAACACCUGCUGCAACCACAAAUCUUGUGUGAAAGGUCAAUGGGAAUUGUCCUCAAACACUAACAAAGAGGCCACGCUCAAAGAAGUUACGUCAUGAGAUUGCUCUUUAAGUAAUGUUGGGACCAACAAAACCAAUAGAGGUGAAUGUCUUAGAUGUAAAUCCACAAUGGAUCUUGUAGGAAGACAUCCCGCACUACAUGUGUUAAAGCUGUUCAAUUUUGUUCCCAACUGUCAAUAAUAAUGCUGUUUUUUCCUCCCCCAACGUCCCUUUCUUGUCCCAAUCCUUAAAAUGAUGGUACUGGCGAGAACACUGACACACACACACACACACACACACACACACACACACACACACACACACACACACACACACACACUGACAAAUGUCAAUGGACAAAUGUCAAGCUCUCCACGUCAUUCAUGAAUGAUUUCAACCUUAUGGUCAGUUGCAACGAUAGCUCCCCCUGCCUCUAGAGACAGGGCCUCCAUGCGCUACGUGGAGGCUUAGGGCCAGCGCUACAAUCCACCUGGAGCUUGGUCAGAGUCAUCCAGGGGCACUGACUAUGGCGUAGCUUUGGGACUGGACACCAAGGCCCACAAGUACCCGUCUGCUCUAUGAUGUUACUGCCAAGCCAGCGGUCAUGUUCACCCCAGUCAAUGACCAGGAAAUUAUGCCAUAGCUCGCCAUCGCUGUGACUUGAAGCUGCAACCCUGCAAGUCAUGGAGAAGGUAUACAAUGUUUAGCAUUUAACCCAGCUUCCAAUGGUUUAGCCAGCUGUACUACAACUGAUUUUGGGCUGUGGAAUUCUGAACAAAAAGCUGUUGCCAAACACAAAGUGUCAUCUCGAAUUACUUGUUGUAGCUGGACAAACGAUGGUCAAUAUCUUGCUGUAGGCAUGUUCAACGGCACAGUUAGCAUCAGAAAUAAGAAUGGAGAUGAGAAAGUAAAGAUUGAGCGUUCAUCCAGUCCUAUAUGGACACUCAGUUGGAAUCCAUCAAAAGAUGAACCAAAUGAUAUAUUAGCAGUUGGUGAUUGGGGACAGAAGUUGUCUUUCUAUCAGUUGGGUGGAAGACAGAUUGGAAAGGACAAGGCUCUGGGGUUUGAUCCAUGUUGUCUUUCAUUUUUUCCUGGUGGGGAAUACUUGUUGAUUGGAGGCUCAGACAAGAAGGUUUCAUUGUUUAGCAAAGAAGGUGUACGAUUGUGUGCAAUUGGAGACAUGGAAUCGUGGGUGUGGGCAUGUCGAGUUCAUGUGCGACUCGAUGGCAACAGAGUGCCACAUUACUUUGCUGUAAGUGCGUUGCACACAUGGCAAGAACGUUUUUAUAUUUGACUGAACUAAGUCAAUCGAGUUUCUGUUCUGUCAUCAUUUUAUGUCAACUGGC
This is a messenger RNA of Corticium candelabrum, 2399 nucleotides long. Its product is annotated as intraflagellar transport protein 122 homolog. Lineage: Eukaryota; Metazoa; Porifera; Homoscleromorpha; Homosclerophorida; Plakinidae. The coding region runs from base 1913 to 2347 and encodes 144 amino acids. Gene Ontology annotation, biological process: non-motile cilium assembly; protein localization to cilium; intraciliary retrograde transport. Gene Ontology annotation, molecular function: protein binding. The transcript is spliced from 8 exons. The record is from RefSeq and is a predicted model, not a curated record. Gene Ontology annotation, cellular component: intraciliary transport particle A; non-motile cilium.